AUCUAACAAUAGUAAUGGAUUCUUGACCAUAGGAUCAACGCUGACAAGACAUCCAUGUGCUUGAUACUAUCUUGUUCUUGUUCUUCUAAAUACUUCUCUUCAUCUCUUUCUACUUAGUACUAUUAAAUACCUUUUCACCUCACUCUUGACCCACUCUUCUUUUUUUCUCUUCUGAGAUUCUUUUUUUUCAUUUCCAAUAUUCUCUUCUUUCUACUAUACACUUUCUCUUUGCUCAAACAUAGCAUCUUUCUUCUUUGUUUCUCAUUAGUUUCUUCGUUUUUCUCAAGUGGGGUUUGAUGGAAACUAAUAAAUCCUUGCUUUUCUUGCUGUUUUUAGCUGUUUCUGCAGUUUUUGCUGAUGAAGAUGUCUUUAUUGGAGUAAACAUUGGAACGGAGCUAUCGGACAUGCCACACCCAACUCAAGUGGUUGCACUUCUUAAAGCACAGCAAAUCCGUCAUGUACGGCUCUUUAAUGCUGAUCGUGGUAUGCUUCUUGCGCUUGCAAAUACAGGCAUCAAAGUUGCUGUUUCUGUGCCCAAUGAACAGAUCCUUGGUGUUGGUCAAUCAAAUACCACUGCUGCUAAUUGGGUUGCCCAAAAUGUCGUCGCACAUUAUCCAGCGACCAACAUCACGACCAUAUGUGUUGGUUCCGAGGUUCUAUCAUCCCUUCCAAAUGCUGCACCGAUCCUUGUCAACGCCCUUAAGUUUGUUCAUUCAGCCCUUUUGGCAUCGAACCUGGACAGGCAAAUAAAAGUUUCAACACCUCUAGCUUCUACCAUCAUCCUCGACUCGUUCCCCCCAUCGCAGGCCUUCUUCAAUCACACCUUGAAACCAGUAUUAGUACCACUGCUCAAAUUCCUGCAAUCCACUAAUUCUUAUUUCAUGCUAAACGUCUAUCCCUAUUACGACUACAUACUAUCCAAUGGCGUUAUUCCACUAGAUUAUGCUCUCUUCAAUCCUCUAGCUGCAAAUAAAGAAGCAGUGGACUCCAACACACUUUUGCAUUAUACUAACGUCUUUGAUGCAAUGAUCGACGCUGCUUACUUUGCAAUGGAGGAUGUCAAUAUCACCAAUAUUCCUGUUGUGGUGACUGAAUCAGGCUGGCCAUCAAUGGGCGACUCGAAUGAACCCGAUGCUACAGUAGAGAAUGCCAACACUUACAACAGCAAUCUGAUAAAGCAUGUGCUAAACAAAACCGGAACUCCCAAGCAUCCCGGUAUUGCUGUUAGUACUUACCUCUACGAGCUAUACAACGAAGACAAUAAGGCGGGGCCUUUGUCAGAGAAGAAUUGGGGAUUAUUUAAUAACAACGGAACACCAGUUUAUAUUCUACGGUUGACUGAUUCAGGAUCUCUUUUUGCAAACAAUACUUCAAACCAGACUUACUGCGCUGCAAAAGAAGGGGCAGAUUCUAAAAUGCUACAGGCUGCUUUAGAUUGGGCUUGCGGAGCUGGUAAGGUAGAUUGUGCACCAAUGUUGCAGGGGGAACCGUGUUAUGAGCCAGAUAACGUGGCUGCACAUGCUACCUAUGCUUUUAAUGCUUACUAUCACAUGAUGGGGAGGGCUCCCGGGACUUGUGACUUCAAUGGGGUGGCUACGAUCACUACGACUAAUCCAAGUCAUGGUUCUUGUGUUUUUUCAAGUAUCAGCAGAAAUGGAACUUUCCUAAAUGGCACGGCUCCAGCUGUUGAUUCCACGAGUUCAUCAUCAGCCUAUCCCGUCCAAUAUCUAAACAACAACGCCUUCUCGACCACACUGAUGAUGAUUCUCGGAAUUCUAGGAUUGACCGUGGUUCUUUUGUAGCAUGGUAAUCUUCUGGUGCCCCCAUCGCACGAGAUUCAACAACCUGCACAUUUUUCGUUUCAAGAAAUGAGACUAGUUAGUUAUCGUGGAGUCCCACUACCUUUUCGGAAAAAAAAGAAAGUAGGUUACUGAUCUUCAGAAGCCACAUAAUUUUGUACAAAUCCAUGAGAGAACCUUGUUUCUUUUGCAGUGUAGGGUGAAAUAUUGAACCUAUUUACAAAUUCUUUAUAUUUGUUCUAUUGGUUUCCUUAUUAUGAUCAUUGGAACGCCAGUUUCUUA
Capsicum annuum is the source of this 2081-nucleotide messenger RNA. RefSeq names its product glucan endo-1,3-beta-glucosidase 2. Lineage: Eukaryota; Viridiplantae; Streptophyta; Magnoliopsida; Solanales; Solanaceae. The transcript is spliced from 4 exons. The record is from RefSeq and is a predicted model, not a curated record. The coding region runs from base 297 to 1802 and encodes 501 amino acids. Gene Ontology annotation, cellular component: plasma membrane. Gene Ontology annotation, molecular function: hydrolase activity, hydrolyzing O-glycosyl compounds. Gene Ontology annotation, biological process: carbohydrate metabolic process.